AUGGAUAGAUUCAAGUUGAUUAAGGAAGUUGGUGAUGGGACUUUCGGGAGUGUAUGGCGUGCUAUAAAUAAACAGAAUGGUGAAGUUGUUGCUGUUAAGAAAAUGAAGAAAAAGUAUUAUUCUUUUGAGGAAUGUAUGAGUCUGCGUGAAGUAAAGUCUUUGCGGCGCAUGAAUCAUCCUAACAUUGUGAAGCUUAAAGAGGUUAUCAGGGAAAAUGAUAUAUUAUACUUCAUAAUGGAAUACAUGGAGUGUAAUCUCUACCAACUUAUGAAAGAUAGGGUCAAGCCUUUCUCAGAGUCUGAAGUCCGCAACUGGUGCUUUCAGAUAUUUCAGGCUCUUGCUUACAUGCACCAGAGGGGCUACUUUCAUCGUGACCUCAAACCUGAGAAUCUGUUGGUUAGCAAAGAUAUCAUAAAGCUAGCAGACUUUGGUCUUGCAAGGGAAGUCUCAUCAUUGCCACCAUAUACAGAAUAUGUCUCAACUCGCUGGUAUCGGGCACCAGAAGUCUUGCUCCAGUCAUCUGCUUAUGAUUCUGCAGUUGAUAUGUGGGCAAUGGGUGCCAUAAUGGCUGAGCUGUUGACACUCCAUCCUCUCUUUCCUGGAACCAGUGAAGCUGAUGAGAUUCACAAGAUAUGCAAUGUUAUCGGUAGUCCAGAUGAGCAAUCUUGGCCUCAAGGAUUGUCUCUUGCAGAAGCAAUGAAGUAUCAGUUCCCACAGAUCAAAGGCAGUCAACUGUCUGAGGUGAUGACAACAGCUAGUAGCGAGGCAAUUGACCUCAUAUCAUCACUAUGCUCAUGGGAUCCUAGCAAGAGACCAAAGGCCACAGAAGUCCUCCAGCAUACCUUCUUUCAGGGUUGUACAUAUGUUCCACUUCCUGUCCGUCCAAAAGCUCCUAAAACACCUCCAUGUGUUGGAGCAAAAGGAAUUUCAGAGAACAGUGUCGCUAGACGAUUCUCAACUGGAACUCUAUCAACGAUGAAAUCUCAUAGCAAUGCAUCCACAAAAUUAAAUGGUUUAUCUAAGACUGGUGUACAAAGAAAACUUCACUUGGAUCGUCAGCCAUCACACAAGAGUACAAAACCAACCGAGAAUAGCAAUAAACUAACUACAAAUCGGGUACCAGCUCGGAAUAGCCCAGGGAAUCCUGUACUUAGGCAUUCACGCAGCUUGCCUGAAACUGGUCGAGGAGCAAUACAAAAGGUCUCAUCAAUUACAGAGAGACUAUCCCAGAUGUCUGUGACCUCGAGAACACGAAGCACUGUGAAGCCUGCUGCCCCGAUGAUGAAGGCCGGACAUGGUAAGUCGGACUUUCUUGGGAAGUCUGACGAUAUCCCUCCAGCAAAGAGGCUGACAAGAAAAUUGGUCAGCUAA
This is a messenger RNA of Miscanthus lutarioriparius, 1371 nucleotides long. The record is from the annotation of a GenBank genome assembly. NCBI's taxonomy places the organism in Eukaryota, Viridiplantae, Streptophyta, Magnoliopsida, Poales, Poaceae.